AUGCAGAUCUCAAGCCUUACCUUCAUCGUUACAGCCCUUCUUGUCAACCUCUCCCUGGGUUCUCCAAUCAUACCCAGAAUCCUCGAAGCUCGCGAGGCUUCUCCAAUCACUUCCAGAAGACUAGAAGCUCGUGACGAGACAGCGCCACCUCUGGCAGAAAACUGCAACGAAUAUAAAUUCAAACCCGUGGGCGACAAGAAAGAAGACAAAGGCGCCGAAGCCCUAUGCGCCCGACUAUGUGAAAACAUCAAGAAGAAUAAGGAAAGCCCGACGAGCAGGUUGUUCGAGGUUAAGCUUAAUAAACUUUGUGCCGUUCCUCCACCACUACCACCAGCUUAG
Messenger RNA from Orbilia oligospora ATCC 24927, 339 nucleotides. RefSeq lists its product as uncharacterized. The transcript has 2 exons. The record is from RefSeq and is a predicted model, not a curated record. Bases 1 to 339 code for a protein of 112 amino acids. Lineage: Eukaryota; Fungi; Ascomycota; Orbiliomycetes; Orbiliales; Orbiliaceae.